Molecule: messenger RNA, 1439 nt
Organism: Prunus avium (sweet cherry)
Lineage: Eukaryota; Viridiplantae; Streptophyta; Magnoliopsida; Rosales; Rosaceae
Product: GDSL esterase/lipase At5g33370
Molecular function (GO): hydrolase activity, acting on ester bonds
Source: RefSeq, a predicted model, not a curated record
AGCAAGCAAGCUCUUAUUCACUUACCAGUGGAAUAAAACUAGAGUACUUAGAGUGAGAACAACAGAUAGAGCUAGCUGGUUGUGAGAUUUCUUAAAGAGUUAGAGCCAUUUCAUCUCAUCAUGCAUAGCAUUUUUGCUUCUUGGGUAGUUAUCCUAGGCCUGCUCGGUGCUUGUGCUAGCCGUCGAGCUGAGGCACGGGCAUUCUUUGUUUUCGGAGAUUCUCUGGUGGACAAUGGCAACAAUGACUACUUGGCCACCACUGCCCGGGCAGACUCUUACCCUUAUGGCAUAGAUUAUCCAACUCACAGACCCACCGGCCGUUUUUCUAAUGGCCUUAACAUACCAGACAUUAUCAGUGAGCAACUUGGCUCAGAACCCACAUUGCCAUACUUGAGCCCUCAACUCACUGGACAAAACCUACUUGUCGGUGCCAACUUUGCUUCUGCUGGGAUUGGAAUUCUCAAUGACACUGGCAUCCAGUUUCUCAAUAUAAUCCGAAUCUACAAGCAAUUGGAAUAUUUCGAGCAAUACCAGACAAGGGUGGCUGCCCUAGUUGGACCUGAACAAACUCAACGACUUGUUAACCAAGCACUUGUUCUUAUUACCCUUGGUGGCAAUGAUUUUGUCAACAACUACUACUUGGUGCCCUUCUCUGCUAGAUCUCGCCAAUUCUCUCUGCCAGACUAUGUUGUGUACAUCAUUUCCGAGUAUCGCAAAGUUUUAGCGAGGCUAUAUGAAUUAGGAGCUCGGAGGGUUUUGGUGACAGGAACAGGACCACUAGGGUGUGUUCCUGCGGAGUUGGCUCAGCACAGCAGAGCCGGUGAAUGCUCGGUUGAGCUGCAGCGAGCUGCUUCUUUGUUCAACCCACAACUCGUCCAAAUGAUCAAUGGGCUCAACAGCCAGCUUGGCUCAGAUGUCUUUGUUGCUGCAAAUGCAUAUGAAAUGCACAUGGAUUUUAUUUCUGACCCUCAAGCUUAUGGAUUUGUGACUUCAAAGAUAGCAUGCUGUGGGCAAGGGCCCUACAAUGGGAUUGGGCUGUGCACAAUUGCCUCCAACUUGUGCCCAAACAGAGAUUUGUACGCGUUUUGGGAUCCAUUCCAUCCUUCUGAGAGGGCCAACAGAAUCAUUGCGCAGCAAAUCCUGACAGGGUCCAACAAGUAUAUGAACCCAAUGAAUCUGAGUACUAUUUUGGCCUUGGACUCUAGGACCUAGACCUGCAACUUCAAGUCUAGAAAGUUACUAGAACAACUACAAGGGGUGCCUCUUCUUUUUAUUAUUAAACUCUUAUCAUCAUUUCGUCAACCAAUCUGCCUUCAUAAGUGAUGUGAUUUAUUAUUAUUAUUAUUAUUGUUAUUAUUGUUUUGACUUGUGUCUUUAAAAAUUCUAGUGUAAUAUUAUUGUAAGUUGGUUUGCCUAUUUAAUUCCAAGCUUCAAGUUUA